AUGACCGACAUCAAGACCAAGGACGACAAGAGCCACCUCGUCAACGUCAGCCUCGUGUAUGCCGAGCAUGAUGAGCCCGAGAUCGCUGGCAAGGACGCCCCAGCCGUUGUGACCGACGCUGUGUUUGGCGAGAUCGACUCCAAGGGACCAAACUAUCGCAAUGUCGGUUGGAUAGGAUCCGCGAUCAUCAUGAUCAAGGCGACAAUCGGCAUCGGCGUCCUCGGCAUCCCCUUCUGCUUCCAGGUGCUGGGCAUGGUGCCCGGCAUCAUCUGUCUCAUCGCCGUCGAGGUGGUCGUCACCUGGGCCAACUGGUCUCUCGGCCAAUUCAAGCUCAAGCAUCCCGAGGUCUACUCCAUGGCCGAUGCUGCUGGCGUCAUGUUCGGCCGAACUGGAUACUGGGCCAUGUGGUUCAUGUGGACAAUCAGCAUGAUCUCCGCGUCCGGCUUUUGCAUGGUCAGUCUGUCUGUCGCGUUCAAUGCCGUGUCAGUCCAUGCGGCGUGCACGUCUGUCUUUGUCGCAGUGUCGGCUGUGGUCGCAAUCUUGUGCGCCAGCAUCCGCACGCUCGGGCACAUCACAUGGAUCGGCUGGGCAGGUGUGCUGUCCAUCAUGGUUUCCAUCCUCACACUCACCAUCGCCGUCGGCGUGCAGGAGCGGCCGGCCUUGGCCCCGCAGGAGGGUCCGUGGGACAAGAACGUCCUCGUCGUCGGUCACCCUCCUUUCGGCACCGGUGUGGUCAUGGUGUCCUCGUUCCUCCUGUCCGUGGCGGCCACGCCGACCUUCCUGGGCAUCCUCUGCGAGAUGCGCGACCACAGGAUGUACAACCGCGCAAUGUACAUCUCGCAGGCGUCAACGUCCAUCGUCUACAUCGACAUCGGGUCAGUCGUGUACCACUUUUGUGGGCAGUACGUCUCAUCGCCGGCCCUCGGGUCCGCAGGGCCACUCCUGAAGCGCAUCUGCUACGGCCUCGCGAUCCCAGGCCUCGUGGCCACCGUGACAAUCUACCUGCACGUGGUCGCCAAGAUGGUUUUUGUGCUCCUCCUCCGGGGCUCGAAACUCCUCACCUCCAACUCGGCUGUCCACUGGGGCAUCUGGCUCAGCUGCACCACCGGCUGCGGGCUCAUCGGGUUCAUCCUUGCCCAGUCGAUCCCCGUCUUCCCGCAGUACAUGGGCCUCAACGGGUCGUUCUUCCCCCCGUGGACGUCGCUCAUCCCCUGCGCGUGCAUGUGGCUCCACGACAACUGGCGGGGCAAGCCGCGUGAGAGGACCCUCGGUGUCAAGCUCCACGCGACGUUUGCAGUCGUUGUGCUGCUGUGCGGCCUCUUCCUCUGCGGUGCGGGGACCUAUGGGGCCAUCAACGACAUUGUAGCGAGUAGCAAGGGGCAGGCGUGGAGCUGCAAGGACAACUCUGGGUCAGUCUCGGACUAG
Messenger RNA from Vanrija pseudolonga, 1425 nucleotides. Its product is annotated as N amino acid transport system protein. The record is from RefSeq and is a predicted model, not a curated record. Gene Ontology annotation, molecular function: L-amino acid transmembrane transporter activity. NCBI's taxonomy places the organism in Eukaryota, Fungi, Basidiomycota, Tremellomycetes, Trichosporonales, Trichosporonaceae. The coding region runs from base 1 to 1425 and encodes 474 amino acids. The transcript has 4 exons. Gene Ontology annotation, biological process: amino acid transmembrane transport.